Messenger RNA from Podarcis lilfordi (Lilford's wall lizard), 7143 nucleotides. The record is from the annotation of a GenBank genome assembly. Lineage: Eukaryota; Metazoa; Chordata; Lepidosauria; Squamata; Lacertidae.
AUGGCCACAGUUUUCGCCCCCAAGGCUAGCCAGAUUCUGAUGACCCCGGAGCCGCACUACAUCCCCGGGUAAGUGCAGAGGUUGCAGCCGGCAGAAGAACUUCCUGAGAGCCCAGUGAGUUGUGGCACUGCCCUUUCUCCAGCGUCUCUCUUCCUGCGCGUGAGGAUCAGGCUAUAUACCUGUGUCUCUUCACGCCCUUGCGGGUCUGUGGGGGCGCAGGAGUGCCAACGUGGCCCUGCAACCGUGGGUGCUGGGGGCGCCACGAAGCGUGCAUUGAAAUUUGUGGGUGCCUGGCCCCUUCAUGGAGAGUUUCGUGGGUGCUUGGGCACCCAGGGAGUUGGCACCUAUGUCUAGGUGUGUGGAAUCGGUGCGCAGGUGUCCUGAGCUCUCUCGGCUUCUUCUUGACACCAGGAGAUGGAAAGGGUCCCCUUUGGCAGGAUUUCUGCUCGGUGGGGGAAGGAAUCACAAUGCGCGGGGGCGGGGGGAGCUGGCAGCACAGCAACCCUUCUCUCCCCCCGCCCCCCGUCCCUCGUCCGCGCAGCUCCACCAGGCUGCGCUUCUCUCGCUACCCUCUCUGUGUACAGCAGCUGCUAUAGCAACCCGGCAGGAAACCUGGGGAGGGGAGGGUCACCCAGGAACCGAACAGGAUGCAGGGCUAGAUGGGACCUUGGCCUGAUCCAGCGACAGUCUUGUGUUUUGUUGAUAUUUAGUCGUUUAGUCGUGUCUGCCUCUUCGUGACCCCCUGGACCAGAGCACGCCAGGCACUUCUGUCUUCCACUGCCUCCCGCAGCUUGGUCAAACUUAUGUUCGUAGCUUCGAGAACACUGUCCCACCAUCUCGCCCUCUGUCGUCCCCUUCUCCUUCUGCCCUCCAUCUUUCCCAACAUCAGGGUCUUUUCCGGGCAAUUUUCUCUUCUCGUGAGGUGGCCAAAGUAUUGGAGCCUCAGCUUCAGGAUCUGUCCUUCCAGUGAGCACUCAGGGCUGAUUUCCUUCACAAUGGAGAGGUUUGAUCUUCUUGCAGUCCAAUGGACUCUCAGGAGUCUCCUCCAGCACCAGAAUUCAAAAGCAUCAAUUCUUUGGCAACCAGCUUUCUUUAUGGUCCAGCUUUCACUUCCAUACAUCACUACUGGGAAAACCAGAGCUUGAACUAUACGGACCUUUGUUGGCAAGGUGAUGUCUCUGCUUUUUAAGAUGCUGUCUAGGUUUGUCAUUGCUUUUCUCCCAAGAAGCAGGCGUCUUUUAAUUUCGUGACUGCUGUCACCAUCUGCAGUGAUCAUGGAGCCCAAGAAAGUAAAAUCUCUCACUGCCUCCAUUUCUUCCCCUUCUAUUUGCCAGGAGGUGAUGGGACCAGUGGCCAUGAUCUUCGUUUUUUGAUGUUGAGCUUCAGACCAUAUUUUGCGCUCUCCUCUUUCACCCUCAUUAAAAGGUUCUUUAAUUCCUCCUCACUUUCUGCCAUCAAGGUUGUGUCAUCUGCAUAUCUGAGGUUGUUGAUAUUUCUUCUGGCAGUCUUAAUUCCGGUUUGGGAUUCAUCCAGCCCAGCCUUUCACAUGAUGACUUCUGCAUAUAAGUUAAAUAAGCAGGGAGACAAUAUACAGCCUUGUCGUCCUCCUUUCCCAGUUUUGAACCAAUCAGUUGUUCCAUAUCCAGUUCUAACUGUAGCUUCUUGUCCCACAUACUUGUGUUCCAUGAUUGCUAUGUUCCCUUGCCCCUGACGCUCUCCUGCCCCCCUUGCAGCUAUGGCGGGUACUGCCCCCGUUACAAGUUCAUGCUGGGCCAGACUUAUGGGAAACUGACCUCGCAGCUGCUCACUAGCCCCGAGGCGGAACACUCUGGCCGGCUGCUCCUGCAGCCCAACUGCUCCCCCAGAGACACGGAGGCGCCUCCGGAGCAGAACGAGAGCGGAGGAAAGCUCCCCCUGCUUGGCUGCAGAACCAUCCCAGGUUACACAGGUAAACUCCGGGGAGAGAGCGCGCGCGCAGGAGGUCCCCUCAGUCAGGUCUGGGCUGCAGCAGCGGCUGGCAGGGAGGGGAAGCUCAAAGGGGCCAGAGGCAGAUGGCUGUGGCCCCCGAGGGGAUGGAGGGCAGGCCCUGGAUUACCACCCUGGUCUCCUCUGGGAGGAAGGGUGGGAUGGAAAAACCAGGCAGGAGGUUUCACUGUACUGUUCUUGACUCCUGCUAAAAACGAUUUUUGUUUAGGGCUUAUGCCCACUUAACUCUCCUCUGCACUUUCCCCUCGAAAGCCCUUUACCGCUGAAUCGGAGCAAGGGGUAAGGAGGGCAAAACCCAGAUUUUUGUUGGUUGUGCUUCUGCUUUAAAGAGCGGGUUUUGGCAGGGGAAAUUCCAGGGGGAAACAAAGAACACAGCUUGGACACAGAGCUUUAAAGCACAGAAAUCUCUCUGGUAAGAGUGGGGUUAAAGUUAAGUGGGAAGAAGCCCCGAGAAGAGCCUAGCCAGAUGCUUAGAAAGUUGACGAGUGUAUUAGGGUGGAUCUAAACACAGGAGGAAAACACUAUAAAUAAGUCAGGAAACAGAUCGUUUUAUCAAAAGAAAAACAAAACAAGGAAAACUGUGUUUUAAAAUUUCCUGCUCUCUGGCACCAUCUGGUGUUGCAUGUAUAUAGCACGUUCAAAUACCUGUUUCCCUACUAAUGUAGCCGAGUCCUUAAUCUGUUUUUAGUCCUUUGUAAUUCUGUCGUUAAUUUUUCUCAUUGAUUAUUUUAUUGCUUUAUCUUUUCCGUAAGCCCCUUUGAAGUCGCUGCUUUUGUACAAACAAGGAGUGCGCAAAUUUUAUGAAAUAAGCAGCCCGAGGGCCAGAGAGAGACAAGGGUCAGAGGUGCCAGCAACUCUUCCCGCCCGUAGCUCAGGCUGAAGUCUUGGUCAGUCCCUCACGCAUAUUCAUAGAUAAAGCAAAGCAGAGAAUGGGGCACAUGCUCUGGUCCCCCCCAGAACACUCCCCAAGACCAGGAAAACAUGGCAGGGGCACUGGAGAGCUUCCUUUCUCAGGGGGAAGGUGUGGAGCUCUCUUGCUCACGAGGAGGCUGCAUAUUUUUCUUGAGGCUACUUGUAUCUUGCCCUUAAUCAGCAGGUCUCAGUGGGAGUGUCCGUCUGUCUUGGGAGACAGUAAGAUUAAAUGCUAGGGGCUGUCUCCCUGACUUACUCUGCCUGCCAACCCUGCCAGCUGCUUUGCCCUUCCUCCACACCUGACCCAAGCCCCCUCCUUUUCCAUCUCACCCCCCCACACUCUCCCCCCUUCACCCUAUGCUGCCUGGGCUGUUCAAACGCGUCUUGUGUCCUGGCAGGAUUCAUCCCUCGGGCCCAAAACCACUUUGCCAAGACCUACAGCGAGAUCUGCAAGGAGGCCAGGAGCGAGUUUGCCCGGCAGCUGCUGAGGGGAGCUGGGCAGCGGGAGGCCUGGAAGGCGGCCGGAGGGGAGUCUCCAAAGGACACCAAGCCGGAGUCUCACGUACGUGGCACACCUGAGGGUCAAGCCCUUUCGUGGGCAAGUGUGGCAGCCGGGAGGGGGCACUUACAUGUCACCCAAAAAAACCCUGCAUGAGAUUCGCAUGUGCUAACACUUGUAUGCAGGCACAAAUUUAGAAAGAAGCACCGUCAUGGAUGUUUUGAACUCUACCAGCCCCACACAUCUGGAGGGCCCCAGGUGGGCACCCUCUGGCCUAGACUGACUGGCAUCACCUCUCCAGGUCUCCAAUGGGUCAGGGGGCUGCUGGCUGGUCUUCCAGCACGUGCAUCUUAUUUGCAACUUGGGACCAGUUUACCUAUGAGGUUGCCUCCCCCCCCCCCACAUGCACAAUAAAAGGUGGCUCUUUUCGGGGGGGGUGUUAUUGAGUUAUUGUUCUUAUUUUGAUUUUAUAUAUUGUGAUCUUUUCUGUGAACUGCCCUGAGACCUCCAGGUAUAGGGCGGUAUAUAAAUUCAAUCAAUCAAUCAAUCAAUCAAUCAAUCAAUCAAUCACCCCCCCCAAGUGUCCCUCUUUUCCAGGGACGUCCCCAAUUUAGAGAAGCCAUCCUGGAAUUUGAUCCCAGAAUGUCCCGCUUUUCCUUAGGAUGCCCCUGAUUUUCAUCAGAGAAAUGCUGGAGGGUAUAGACUCGGCCCCUUUGAUUGGCAGAAUGGGCACCACUGCAGGUGGCACAUAAUGCCCGCUCCAUAUUCAUAAGAACUUGACACCUGCACUUUGGAACUCCCUGCCUCUUGAUACCGAGCAGGUGCCUGGUCUGGCCCCUAUGAGGCAUCUGCUGAGAACAUUCUUGUUUAGGCAAGCUUAUUCAGAUGCUUAGAAAGUUGGUGUGCAUUUUAAUCUGUUUUUAGCAUUUUAACUCUCUUGACAGUAUAUUCUUGCAUUCCUCCCCCCCCCAUUUUCUUGGCUUGUCUGUUCAUAAACUGCUUUAAGGCUUUCUUCUUUACGAUCAGGCAGUAUAUAAUUUUUUUAAAAAAUUAGUAAGUGAAUAGAUAAGUGGGUAGCAAGGUCUGGGCCCCCCACAUCCCUCUUGAAUCUGCUAGGGCCAUGUCUGUGAGGCUCCCAGGUUAUCUAUCUGUCUAUCUAUCUAUCUAUCUAUCUAUCUAUCUAUCUAUCUGUCUAUCUAUCUAUCUAUCUAUAUCUAGGGAGGGGCCUUAAAGUCCCCCCUCCUUCCCCGUCUCCUAUGCCUUGGUGUUUCUUUGAAAUGGAAAGUGGCUGCAAAGGGUUUUAAUAAAAUCAGCAAAGAGACGCCUGCCUGGGCCUGACUCUGACCCUCCUGGUGCCCACAGAGCCUCCCCCCCAAGUGCAAGACCCCCCUGGCCGCCGUGUCAAAAGCUGCCGCCCCAUAUGUGUCUUGCUAUGCCUUCCGGCCCCAGGGAUCGCCCUACUCUCUGGAAGACAGCAACCCACAGAGGCACUUCAUCUCAGGUGAGGCUCACCUGCCCCCAUCCAGGCUGAGGAAUCUUCUCCCAAUGCAAGAAGCACCUCUGGCAGAUGUGGGGGUGGGGGUGGGCGGGUUAGGGGUACCUUCCCCUCCAGGUGUAGCGUGACCUUGCUCAUUCUCCUCCACCACCCCCACCUGUUGCUAUUUUCAUCCUUCAAAAAACAGAGCAAGCCCCUGUAAAGUAAAUGGAGCAAUGCUUUUAAGGUCACAUUUAGCCCUUGGAUCAGGGCUGGAUCAGAAUCUCUCUUGGCCUGCACACCUCCAGUUGGACAGGUGGGUGGGGCUGCAAAGGAGGACCUCUGGCCAAAGGGUCCAAGUUCAAAACCUGCUGCCUUGGGCAGGGAUUGGCUGCUCUCGGGGACUCUGACUGGGAGCUCUCAAGUGGAAGGAAACCCCGUGGGGCGGGCAUCUGGUGCCCAAUUUGAAAGGCUCUCUCCUUGCCAAGGAGCAACUGGGAGGAGCCUUCAAGCCCCUCAGCUGAUACUUGGCAACCAGGUGGUUACACACCGGGGUCACAUUUGGCUCCGUUUGUCGGAAGCUCUCCCCAGGGCACCUUCCUUGCAGAUCUUUAGAUGCCAGGUGAAAACUUUCCUCUAGAACAAGGCCUUGGGCUGAUGAAACAAUCCAUGGCCUUUUAAAUAUGACUGGAGAGGUGUAGUCUUUUUAGUUUUCAGUUACAGUUUUGUGUUUUUACGUUGUAAAAUAAUAAUUCUACACCCCACCAGCUCUGGAGGGGGGGUGGGCUUUGGUGGUGGGUCUAAGUCUCUCAACUCCUGCAGCGCAGGCUUCACUGGAUUCAUCCCUCGCGCCCAGUACCUGAUUGGGGCAAGCUACCCAGUCAUCACCCGCCGGGCUCUGGCAGAGUUCGACCGGAUGCGAUGGAGGCAGAGGCAAGGGCCUUCUGGAAGCAGCUGCGAUGCCCAGAAAGGUGGCGAUGCCCUCCCUCCGCUGACAAAGACCUACCCCACAGACACGGGCCUCCUGCCCCACUACAGGGGCUACGUUCCAGGUGAGCUGGGGGGCUGCCCCACCUGUUCACGCUCUUCUCCUCCCUGGGUGCUGCAACCCACGGAGACCUGGCUUGACCGUGGAGACACCUGAGGAAGAGGAGCUGCCACAAAGGCUUGGACCAGUCCAGGGAGGAAAAUUCUUCCAGGGCCGCUGGCCAUGAGGACUAGGCUCUUGCCUCCACAGAGGAGGAGAGGGCUGCUCUUGGGCUCGAAUCCUGCUUGUGGGUUUCCCAUAACGGGCAUCUGGUUGGCCCCUGUGAGAAAGGGAGGGUGGAGUGGAUGCGCCAUUGGCCGGAUCCAGCACUCUCCUUAUGUUCUUAUGGAACCUCACAUCUGCUAGGAUGGGGGGGGGGGGCUUCUUCAAAAUAUGCUCAUUGCAGGGAGAGGUAAACUUUAUAGACCUUUCAAAGCUGUGAUGAGGUGCCCCAAAUGAGGGGUUGAUCUAGGCCAGCUGGCUGUCCCACGGCUGUAUGGCAUUGUUUGGGUGGGGAUACCACCAGUUUGAAAGCACGCCCAAGUGCAAGUAGAUAAAUAGAUACCGCUCUGGCAGGAAGGUAAACGGCGUUUCCAUGCGCUGCUCUGGUUCGCCAGAAGCGGCUUAGUCCUGCUGGCCACAUGACCCGGAAGCUGUACGCCGGCUCCCUCGGCCAAUAAAGUGAGAUGAGAGCCGCAAACCCAGAGUCGGACACGAGUGGGCCUAAUGGUCAGGGGUCCCUUUACCUUUUUAUGGAGUUAUCUGACCCCCGAGCCAUCUGAAGGCAAUCCUGUAUAGGGAAGGUUUUUAAAAUGUUUGAUGUUUUAUUAUGUUUUUAUAUAUGUUGGAAGCUGCCCAGAGUGGCUGGGGCAACCCAGUCAGAUGGAUGGGGUAUAAAUAGUCAAAUUACCCUUAUGGAAUGGUCCCUAUUUUCACUGGAGGCCUGGAGGGCUCUCACCUUCUGCUCCAGCUUCCUGAAAGCCCUUGCCACUCUUCCUCAAAUGCUCUGGUCUGGGGGAAGAGGCAGCGGCGGGCAUGGCAGAGUUGGACGGGACCUCCAAGGCUCAUCCAGCCCAACCCCGAAAGGCAGGAAUCGCAGCGAAGGGGCCCCCUUUCUCCAUUCAGGCCUCAUUGUGUCUCCUUGCAGGUUACAAGUUCCAGUUUGGCCACACCUACGGCCAGCUCACCUUUGACGCCCUGGGCCAGAGCACCCUGGAGAAGCAGGUUCUGGAUGGGCAGCCAUGA